GUGUAGGUGGCAGCGAGAAGCUGGGGCCUACUCCCCAGAGCCUUUGGAGCAGAUUGCAGAGCUUUGGAGCCCUAUGUCGCUGGCCCCCCAGAACCCAAGACAUGGCAGAUGGGGCGCAGGCCAACCCCAAAGGGUUCAGGAAGAAGGUGCUGGUUAGACACCCCUCUGGAUGGAGGGGUUCAAAUCUCAGGGCCUCUUUUUCUUCGAGGACCUCCAGGUCUAGCCUGGCUAUGAAGCUCUUCGCCAUCGCCAUCCUGGCCGGCAGCCUCCUGCCCGUGGCGCACGGCAGCCUGUUCAACCUGAAGUCCAUGGUGGAAGCCAUCACUGGGAAAAGUGCCAUCCUGUCCUUCGUGGGCUACGGCUGCUACUGUGGGCUGGGGGGCGGCGGCCAGCCCAUGGAUGAAGUGGACUGGUGCUGCCACGCCCACGACUGCUGCUACCAGAAGCUCUUCGACCAGGGCUGCCACACCUACGUGGACCACUACCAGUACACCAUCGAGAACAACUCCACCAUCAUCUGCAGAGAUCUCAACCUGACGGAUUGCGACAGGCAGACCUGUGAGUGUGACAAGAGUGUGACUCUGUGCUUCCAGAAGCAUAAUUACAACGAGAAGCAUCGCAACUACCUCAAUAUCUACUGCCAGGGCGCCACCCCCAACUGCAGCAUCUAUGAGCAGCCCCGGGGGAGCCCUACCUCCUUAACACCCCGUGCACCCUGCAACUCCACCUCCCAGGCAUCCCCUGCACCCUGUGGCCCCACUUCCUCGGCACCCCCUGCACCCUGCGGCUCAACUUCCUCAGCACCUCCUGCACCCUGCAGCCCCACCUCCUUGGCACCCCCUGCACCCUGUGGCUCGACUUCCUCAGCACCUCCUGCACCCUGCGGCCCGACCUCCCCAGCACCCCUCUCAUUGCCCUAGCAUCCGCUGGGCUCUGACAGAGAAGAGGGGUGGCAGUUCCUGCUCUGGGGACCAGACACGUGGAGCAGGUAGAGGUGGGGAUGGAUCAAGAGCCUGUGGGCUACCCUGCCACCUCCUCCCUGGAGCUCUCCGGCAAGGCUGGCCCCCAGAGGACUCAGGAAGGCCUGGGCCCUGACUGUGGCCACCCGGCUCCUCCAGGUCAGCCCUGGGCAUGGCUGUGCCCUGCUGUUGGUCCUGAACUUGGCAGGGAACGUGUGGCUAGUUGGGGUCCCUUCCGAAUAUGGAAGACAAGGUCUGAGAGAGAGGCCUCAGACCCCUGGGCCCCGGACAAACACGGGAGAAGACAGGGCCUGGCCCUCAGCCUCUUCCCCUGCGCCUCCCCCCACGCAGCAGCUGGGCCAGUGGGUGGAAAGGCCUUAGGCCCCGGGCGAAGAAGGGCUGAAGGCUGGGACCCAGCUGGGUGAACAGGGACAUUAAAGCCCAGGUGGGAAGCUGUACGGAAGAUUCAGGGAGGCAGGAGGGAGGGAGCAGCCUGCGGGGAGCAGGGAGGGUGGAGAGGAGGUGGGAGAAGCAAAGACAAGGUGAGGGUCAGAGGUCUAGACCAGACGUGUGGCACUGGCUGGGGUAUCCGGAGUCUCUGAAGGGGGAGAGGGGGAGCAAGGGCCACGUUUUCUGAGGAAGGGGCUCCUUGUUCCUGUACUCUGGAGCCUCCCUCCUCCCUUAGAGCUCCUUCCAAGUUAGUGAGGUGUGCAGGGCUCGGGCCUGAGCAAGGGGUUGCGCUUGCUUCGCGUUGCUCUCAGGGCUGCGCUGACAAGGAGGCCCUCCUUGACCAAACUUUAGUUGGGCUCCUUGAGACCUCUGACCAACCGUUGGGUUUCCAGGCCCAUCUCAGCAUCAGCAGUUUUAGCAAGAAUGCUGCCGGGUACUGGUAGUGAGAAUCCCCAGCCACCCUCCACAUCUGACCAAAUUCCACAUCCGCCCCGCCCCCACAGGCCAUGUCUCACCACCCCACCCCGGCCUGCCUUCAGUGAGAAUCCUACUAGGUCAGUUUAGCAACCAACUCUCUGCUCCUCUCGGCUAUAAAUCCCCACUUGAGAAAAACAAGGAUCUGUAAUUGUCCUGUUAAGAAUUGAGCCCUGUUCUAUACUGGCCCCUGUUGCAAUAGUCUUGAAUAAAAUCCGUUUCUACCAAUUAAACUACUGUCCAGCAUCUGGCUUUCUAACGGUCAUGGUGUCACGGCUCAGAUUAUGUCUGAUGCAUCAUUGGGCCCUGGACCUCUCACCCAGGACCCCAAGUGUGCGCCUCGGAAGCCUCUGUCUGAUGGACUGGGGUCCGACU
Molecule: messenger RNA, 2258 nt
Organism: Phyllostomus discolor (pale spear-nosed bat)
Lineage: Eukaryota; Metazoa; Chordata; Mammalia; Chiroptera; Phyllostomidae
Gene: PLA2G2F
Product: phospholipase A2 group IIF
Exons: 5
Coding region: 102-920 (272 amino acids)
Biological process (GO): lipid catabolic process; phospholipid metabolic process; negative regulation of T cell proliferation
Molecular function (GO): calcium ion binding; phospholipid binding
Source: RefSeq, a predicted model, not a curated record